AAGUCGUUCAUUACCAUCUGCAGUCCACCAUUGACGAAGCUCCGUUCUCCCACCAUUAAUUCCAGCGUGCACCUCCGAGCAGCCCCGCCGUCGCCGACGUAUACUCCAGCGAGUAGCUGUUCGCGAGCGGUCCCAGUGUUCAGAGUUUCGAGUCCCGUUGACAGCAUCCCCGCAACCUUCUCCGCCCCGUCAGCACCAGGCUCCUCUGGCCAUGGACCUCACUCAGCUUUUGCGGGGACUGAGAACCCCACAGCGGUGCUGGAAUGGAUGAAAGAGCUGGAUAAGAUUUUUGUGGUACUCCCCCUCCCGGACCAUCAGCGGGUAUCUCUUGCAGCUUAUCAGAUGAAGGAGGACGCCUCUGUCUGGUGGAUUGACCACUGGGCCCGGAGGCCAGAGGCGGAGCUUCAUGCUCUUACUUGGGAGCAGAUGAAAGUGAUGGUGUGCAACAAGUUCCUUCCCCAGAGCUUUUGGGACAGAAUGGAGCAUGAGUUCUACCACUUGCAGCAGGGCAGCUCCACCGUGGAUGAGUAUAUCCGCACUUUCACCCGCAUGUGCCUUUUUGCGGGCGACGCAGUGAACACCGAUGCCAAGAAGGCCUGCAAAUUUCUCAAGGGGCUCAACCAGAGGAUCCGUGAACUGGUGGGAAGUCACGGACUGAUGUCUUUCGCAGAUACUGUUAGUCGGGUUCAGGAGGUAGAGAGCUGUCUCAUUCCAAUAGCCCCAGUCCCUUCCUGUUAUCAUGUCUCCCAGUCUUCUCAGGCUGUUGUCCAGCACGCUCAGCCCAUCUCAUCCGUGCUGCCCGGCUCUAGUUCAGGCAAGAGGAAGUCCGACAUUCAGAACAAGAAGAAAGGAAAGAAGGGGAAUUUCGAUAGACGCGACAACCGGUCCUCCACUGGCCAAACCUGCCCGAAAUGCGGCCAAUCCCACAGUGGCGAGUGCUUAGCUAACCAACGCAACUGCUUCAACUGCAACCGUCCGGGACACUAUGCCAAUGUCUGCCGUGAGCCGAAGAGACAGCAACAGCAACAACCGCCCUACCCUCAGCAGCAGCAAAAGCUUCCCCAACCACCUCCUCAUCAGCAGCAGCAGCCCCCACCAUUCCAGCAGAGGACUGGGGGUCAGGCCCGUGUCUACACCAUCACCCAUGAUGAGGCCAUUCGCAAUGCAGGUACCAUGUCCGGAAUGCUUUCGAUAUCCCAUGUGCCUGUUUUUGCUUUAUGUGAUACCGGUGCUACCCAUUCAUUUAUCUCAUCUUGUUGUUUGGAGUCCUUAUCUAUUAGCACCGUGUAUGCUUGUGAUCCUCUCGAGGUUAGCUUGGCCUCGGGAAAAAUUAUUAUCUCUGAUUCAGUGGUUCGCAAUCUUCCUAUCUGUAUUGGUGGUCGAGUUCUGGAGGCCGACGUUUAUGUAAUUGAUAUGCGAGACUUUGACGUAAUCUUGGGCAUGGACUGGCUCACCCGUUACCGAGCCGACAUCCGGUGCCAGGAGCGUGAAGUCACCCUCUAUCCCGUUUCCGAUCAGCCUGUUGUGUUCUUUGGGGUGAGUUCGAGGACUGUGCCUCGGGUCAUCUCUUCUAUGCAAGCUAGGAAGAGCCUUUCCAAGGUUAGCUGUCAAGGCUAUCUUGUUUCUAUGGUAUCCGACGUUGUUAAUGAGCGGGUGCCCGAGAGUGUAUCUAUUGUUUGCGAGUACCUCGACGUCUUUCCUGAUGACUUACCUGGAGGACCGCCAGACGGCCAGGUGAAGUUCACCAUUGAUCUAAUUCCCGGAGCCGGCCCCGUUUCUAAGGCCCCUUACCGUAUGGCGCCGAAGGAGCUUCAAGAGCUCAAGGCCCAGAUCCAGGAGUUGCUCAAACAUGGUUUUAUUCGUCCGAGUGUUUCGCUGUGGGGUGUGCCCGUCCUAUUCGUGAAAAAGAAAGACAGAUCUAUGCGUAUGUGCAUUGACUAUCGGGAGUUGAAUGCCCUUACAGUCAAGAACAAGUACCCCCUUUCCCGUAUUGAGGACCUUUUCGACCAGCUGAGAGGAGCCAGCUUCUUCUCAAAGAUCGACUUGCGUUCUGGCUAUCAUCAGCUGAAGAUCCGAGAGUCGGAUAUUUCCAAGACUGCUUUUCGUACCCGCUAUGGCCAUUAUGAGUUCGUAGUCAUGCCUUUCGGACUCAACAAUGCCACAGCCGUUUUCAUGGACCUUAUGAAUAGGGUCUUUCAUCCCUUCCUGGACCAGUUCGUCAUUGUGUUCAUCGACGACAUUCUGUUCUAUUCCCGAGAUAUCGACCAGCACAAGGAACAUCUGAGGAUUGUGCUGGAGACUCUUCGCCGCGAGAAGUUGUAUGCUAAGUUCUCGAAGUGCGAAUUCUGGCUGAACCGCGUGGCAUUCCUUGGCCACAUUGUGACAGCUCGAGGCAUUGAGGUGGAUCCGAGCAAGAUUGAGGCGGUGAGAAAAUGGGAUACACCAAGAAGUGUCGCGGAUGUUCGUAGUUUCUUGGGGUUAGCAGGAUACUACAGGAGGUUUAUCGAGGGCUUCUCGAAAGUAGCCCAGCCACUGACCAACCUUACGAAGAAGGCCGUGAGGCAGCUGAAGCCUCACGAGAAGAACUACCCCACUCAUGAUCUCAAGUUAGCUGUUGUUGUCCACGCCUUGAAGAUUUGGCGGCACUACCUCUAUGGAGGCAAGUGUGAGAUCUUUACCGACCAUAAGAGCCUAAA
Molecule: messenger RNA, 2696 nt
Organism: Striga hermonthica
Lineage: Eukaryota; Viridiplantae; Streptophyta; Magnoliopsida; Lamiales; Orobanchaceae
Source: the annotation of a GenBank genome assembly